Messenger RNA from Thlaspi arvense, 744 nucleotides. NCBI's taxonomy places the organism in Eukaryota, Viridiplantae, Streptophyta, Magnoliopsida, Brassicales, Brassicaceae. The record is from the annotation of a GenBank genome assembly.
AUGGAUUCACUUGCACGAGAUGGAAGUGGAGCGACAGAUGGAUUACCUCCACCCCCACCUGUUCCCCCCAAUGUUGUUCCAGAGCAUGUUUCUGAACCACUUAAGAAGAAGGUUCUGCGUGUCCCGAUAGCUAGACGGGGAGUAGGAUCCAAGGGGCAAAAGAUUGCAAUUGUGGCAAAUCACUUUAAAGUGAAUGUCAGCAAUGUUGAUGGGCACUUCUUCCACUAUAGUGUUUCUGUUUCUUAUGAAGAUGGACGCCCAGUUGAAGGCAAAGGUGUUGGACGACGUGUCAUUGAUAGAGUCCAUGAAACGUAUGAUACUGAGUUAGCUGGAAAGGAUUUUGCUUAUGAUGGUGAGAAGAGUUUGCUCACAGUUGGUCCCCUUCCUAGGAACAAACUUGAAUUUACUGUUGUUCUUGAGGAUAUAUCCUCGAACAGGAGUAAUGGCAAACCAGGAAGUCCGAAUGAAAGUGAUAGAAAGAGACUUCGAAGGCCAUAUCAAUCUAAAACUUUCAAGGUGGAGAUAAGCUUUGCCGCUAAAAUUCCCAUGCAAGCCAUUGCAAAUGCAUUACGUGGUCAGGAGUCUGAGAACUCUCAAGAAGCCUUACGAGUUCUGGAUAUUAUUUUGAGACAACAUGCUGCAAAACAGGGUUGCCUACUUGUGCGUCAAUCUUUUUUCCAUAAUGAGCCAAGAAACUUUGCGGAUGUUGGAGGUGGUGCCCUUGGCUGCAGAGGAUUUCAUUAA